Messenger RNA from Geodia barretti, 185 nucleotides. The record is from the annotation of a GenBank genome assembly. Lineage: Eukaryota; Metazoa; Porifera; Demospongiae; Tetractinellida; Geodiidae.
UCGCCAGCCAUGGCCAAGGUGAGAAGUAGCAAUUUUGAUUGUCUAUAUUAUUAUUGCAAAGUACAAUAAAGAUGUUGAGUGGAACAUACAUUCCUGCCUUUGGAAUUGGGCACAUCGACACUGCCCAAGCUUACCAGAAUGAGGCUGAGAUUGGAGUCGCUCUGAAGAAGUGUUUGGAGGAGGGU